Messenger RNA from Zalophus californianus (California sea lion), 7411 nucleotides. It is a transcript of the gene AFG2A, whose product is annotated as spermatogenesis associated 5. Gene Ontology annotation, cellular component: cytoplasm. Gene Ontology annotation, molecular function: ATP binding; ATP hydrolysis activity. Lineage: Eukaryota; Metazoa; Chordata; Mammalia; Carnivora; Otariidae. The record is from RefSeq and is a predicted model, not a curated record. The coding region runs from base 78 to 2759 and encodes 893 amino acids. The transcript has 16 exons.
CCCGGAAGUUUUUCUUCCAGCGACCCGAGCACGUUGAGCCGGCUUUGCGGUAGCUUUUUCUAGGUUGCCUCCUGAUCAUGUCUUCCAAGAAGAACAGGAAACGGCUGAACCGAAGCGCAGAGAAUGGUUCAACCUCGCCUUCUUCUGCUUCCUCUCCUUCGGGGCCCUCGGCUCCUUCUGCCGGGCCAGGCACGGCGGCAGCGGCCGGGAUUCUGGUGGUGACCAACUUCUUAGAAAAGGAUGACAAAGUUCCUAAAACAUUCCAGAAUUCCCUUGUUCAACUUGGACUCAACACUAUGAAAUCUGCAAAUAUAUGUAUAGGUCGACCCGUGUUGCUUACCAGUUUGGAUGGAAAACAAGAGGUCUAUACGGCCUGGCCUGUGGCAGGAUUUCCUGGAGGUAAGAUUGGCCUGAGUGAAAAGACACAGAAGAAUGUGGACGUGAAGGUUGGUGAUGCCAUCCAAGUCCAGCCAUUGUUGGGUGCUCUGCUACAGGCUGAGGAAAUGGACCUGGCACUCAGUGACAAAAAUGUGGAUAUUAAUAAAGAACAACUGACUGGUUGUCUUCUGAGAAAACUAGAUGGCAAGAUUGUUUUACCAGGCAACUUUCUGUAUUGUACAUUCUACGGACGACCAUGCAAAUUGCAAGUGUUGCGAGUGAAAGGGACAGAUGGCAAGAUAUUGAGAAGGCCUCAGAAUGACUCUGACAUUGAUGCCCAGGGAAUGGCCUGUGAACAGUCCAGCAUAGAAACCAGUACCCUGGAUGUAUCCCUACAGCUAAGCCAGUUAGAUCUGGAAGAGCCUCGGGACCCAACAUCAAGCAGUACUCCCUGCAAACCAGUAGAUGACAGAAUGAUAAAUAAAGCUAGUGACAUUUUGUCGGAUGUUACCCAGAGUCCUGGGGACAGCAGCAGACUUGGACUAGGGGAAGUCCCAGGACUUAAAUGUAGUUUUGAGUCGGCCAGAAGAGGAAAUGAGCAACUUGUCAAUGAAGAGAGAUUGCUAAAGUCAUCAUGUGUGGGAACAAAGUGCAACACUGAUAUUUUUUAUUUUAUUUCUUCAACUACAAGAGUCAAUUUUACAAAGAUUUGUACAAAUUCAAAAGAGCAAGACAACCAAUUCAAAGUAACUUAUGACAUGAUAGGAGGCUUAAGUAGUCAGCUGAAAGCAAUUAGAGAGAUUAUUGAAUUGCCUCUCAAACAGCCUGAACUUUUCAAGAGUUAUGGAAUUCCCCCACCUAGAGGAGUGUUACUCUAUGGCCCUCCAGGUACUGGAAAGACAAUGAUUGCCAGGGCGGUUGCUAAUGAAGUUGGAGCCUAUGUUUCUGUAAUUAAUGGUCCUGAAAUUAUAAGCAAAUUCUAUGGGGAGACAGAAGCAAGGUUACGUCAGAUAUUUGCUGAAGCCACUCUACGGCACCCAUCAAUUAUUUUUAUUGAUGAACUGGAUGCACUUUGUCCUAAAAGAGAAGGGGCUCAGAACGAAGUGGAAAAGAGAGUGGUAGCGUCACUCUUAACACUGAUGGAUGGUAUUGGUUCAGAAGGAAGUGAAGGACAGGUGUUGGUCCUUGGGGCCACAAAUCGCCCUCAUGCCUUAGAUGCUGCACUUCGAAGACCUGGACGAUUUGAUAAAGAGAUUGAGAUUGGAGUUCCUAAUGCUGCAGAUCGGCUAGAUAUUCUCCAGAAACUGCUUCAAAGGGUACCCCAUUUGCUCACUGAAGUUGAACUGUUACAGCUGGCAAAUAGUGCUCAUGGAUACGUUGGAGCAGACUUGAAAGCCUUGUGUAAUGAAGCAGGUCUUUAUGCCUUAAGGAGAGUCCUGAAGAAACAACCUAAUCUCUCUGAUAGCAAGCUGGCUGGAUUGGUGAAGAUUACUCUGAAUGAUUUCUUACAGGGGAUGAAUGACAUCAGGCCCAGUGCCAUGAGGGAAGUAGCAAUUGAUGUACCAAAUGUAUCCUGGUCAGAUAUAGGAGGACUGGAAAAUAUCAAACUGAAAUUGAAACAGGCUGUAGAAUGGCCCUUGAAACAUCCAGAGUCUUUCAUUCGAAUGGGUAUUCAACCACCUAAAGGAGUUCUUCUGUAUGGACCACCUGGAUGCUCUAAAACAAUGAUUGCAAAGGCUUUGGCCAAUGAGAGUGGCCUGAAUUUCCUAGCUAUAAAGGGGCCUGAAUUAAUGAAUAAAUAUGUUGGUGAAUCUGAAAGAGCAGUUAGAGAGAUCUUCCGAAAAGCGAGAGCAGUGGCCCCUUCCAUUAUUUUCUUUGAUGAACUUGAUGCCUUAGCAAUUGAAAGGGGCAGUUCUUUAGGUGCUGGGAACGUAGCUGACCGUGUUCUGGCUCAGCUCUUAACAGAAAUGGAUGGCAUUGAACAGUUAAAGGAUGUGACAAUUUUGGCAGCUACUAACCGCCCAGAUAGGCUAGACAAGGCUUUGAUGCGGCCUGGAAGAAUUGACAGAAUCAUCUAUGUGCCUUUACCAGAUGCAGCAACAAGAAGGGAAAUAUUUAACCUGCAGUUUCACUCUAUGCCAAUCAGUAAUGAUGUGGAUCUGGAUGAACUCAUCCUCCAAACAGAUACAUAUUCAGGAGCAGAGAUUAUAGCAGUCUGUAGAGAGGCAGCCCUUCUGGCUCUGGAAGAAGACAUUCAAGCCAACUGCAUUAUGAGAAGACAUUUUACUCAAGCUUUGAGCACUGUGACACCGAGAAUUCCUAAAUCACUGAGACGUUUCUAUGAAGAGUAUCAAGAGAAGAGUGGGCUACAUACACUCUGAGAAAGUAUACAUAUUCAGUAUGCUAAAAUGCUUACUAGAGAAAACGUUUCUUUUUUAAGAAUUUUGUCUUGAGAGUGUCAAAAAAAUCCUUUAUAAGCAAAGUGUCUGAAAUACAUUGACUGGAAAUUGAGAGGCUUCAGUUAAAGACAUUUUAAAUGAUAUGGAUACAAUGAAAAUAUCCAUGAAAGUCUCUGGACACAAGUUUAAAUCAGUUUUAUCUGGAAAUGUGUGCUGAGUUUUAAAAAUCAAACUUAGCUUUUUCAUUUUUGACCUAGUUUAUUCAUCCCAUGAAAUGCUCUCUUAACUCCAGAAUCAUUUUCACUGCAUUCCUAAGUGCCCGGCCUGUGAGCAUCAGUUUAAACAAGAACAUAAAGAAUGCAUGUGGAUUAGUCCAUAGUGAGAAAGAUUUACAGAUCUUUAUUUUUAAAGGCCAGCCAGUGAAAUAGCCAAAUGCACCAACCAGGUUUAUAAUUUUUUUUUAAGAUUUUAUUUAUUUAUUUGACAGAGAGAGACACAGCAAGAGAGGGAACACAAGCAGGGGGACUGGGAGAGGGAGAGGGAGAAGCAGGCUUCCCGCGGAGCAGGGAGCCCUACGUGGGGCUCGAUCCCAGGAUCCUGGAAUCAUGACCUGAGCCAAAGGCAGACGCUUAACUGACUGAGCCACCCAGGCAUCCCUGCACCAACCAGGUUUAUAUGGCGUGUUUCCAGAUAUGUUUUGUUUUCAUUAUAAUUCACACCUACAUUUUUGCUUUGGCCUUCUUAAUCUGUGCUUAUGGUGAUUAAAAAAAAAAGAAUUAAAAGUUAUUUCAUGUAAUGUCCUUUGCAAAUUUAAAAAGUUGGAAAUAUAAUCCCAAUCCAGGCCUAGAGCAACAGACUUGUUUUGUUUCAUAAAAUACUAUAAAUAAAUUGUAUGUUAGUGUUUUAAUUUGCCCCCAUUUUCAGGUCACCAAUAAACUUUUUCAGUUCAAAGACAAACCAAAUUGUACUCUUAAUCAUACUGUCUUAUGCUGCAUUCGAAAUAUGUAUAUUUGUGCUCCUAAUUAUUUCUCUUUAGGGUUUCUUGACACUUUAAUAUUCCAUAAAUAUCUUUGAAAAACUGUCAGAAAUUGACUCCCUGACUUCCAGUUGAGAAGGUGAAAAUGGAAAGAAUGUGCACUGAGACAUGCUCACUGUAGAUCUUUGAAAAUUUCCAGAAAGACAAGUCAGGCGAGAAAUACCUGAUUAUCACAAUAAUGGGACUAUACAGUGUUGUAUUCUGAAGUCAUGUCUCAAAAUAUCUUAUCCUUUGACUAUCAAAAAUAGAUUUGUAAGACAUUUUUCCCAGACUACAUUGGGUUUAUUAGUAUAUACAUAAAACCACCCAGGUAACAAAGAAUAUGACCACUACUUACAGCUGUGCUGUCAAAUACAAUAGCUACUAGUCACAUGUGGCUAUUUAAGUUUAAAUUUUAAUGAAUUAAAAUUAAAUACUAUUAAAAAUUUAGUUCACCAGACACGUCAGCCCCAUUUCAAGUGUUCAGUAGCCACCUGUGACAAGUGUCUGCCAUGUGGACAGAAUAGAUUGUAGAACAUUUCCAUUACUAGAACAUUCUGUUGGUUUCUGCUGAUUUAGAAUAUAAGGCUUACACAAUGACAUAAACAGGACCUCAAGAUUACUUUUAUGCUUCCCAUUUUUAGAAAAUAAGAGAAAAACCUUAUCCCCAAAGGCCUAAACAGAAAAAAAUUUAAAUUCUCACUGCCAAUAAAAUAAAAACCAGCAGUAAGCUUGAACUAGCAUAGGCUCUCAGGCUGGAAGCUGGCUGGUGGGGAGGAAGAGGGCAGUAUCAGUCAACGAGGAGCUCAGCUGUUAAUGACCACUCAGACCCUCCAGCCCAUGUGACACAGAAGUCAUAACCAAGGCUCGUGUAUGAUGCCCGGAUCACUAAAGACCAACACCUUCAGUGUAAGGGCAAAUUAGAAAAAAAUUCCUCCUGCUGACCAGAGAAAUCACAAGGAGCCUCUCUUGACUUGGUCUGUGCUUUGGAUUUGAAAAGAAAAGAAGCAGCUCCUCUGAGAAUUCUUUGAGCUUACCUGACCACAGCUUCUGGGUUUGAAUUCACACCACCUUUGUGGUACAGAAGCUUGAAACCUAAAAAUUAACAUGAAAAUAUGGAUCCACGCUAGAAAUAUCCUUGGGAUGAGUAGCAGUUCCAAUAGUUGGAGGAAUAUAGCCUCACCCAGGCCACAAAGUAUUCCAACAGCUAAAACCCUGCUUACAGAGUUUAUAAUCCCAAAGGAUGUGGAGCAGUGGAGCAUAAAUUGGUACAGCUACUUCAGAAAGCAACUAGCAUAUCUAGUAAUGUUGAAGACCCCUAUAGUCUCAGAGUUCUCCUCAGUGUAUGCCUCAGAGCAAGUUGUUUUCAAUGAGGUCAUGAUUAAGAAAAUCAUAGCACUAGUAUUUAAAUAGUAAGAAACUGGAAAUGAUCUAUCCAUCAGUCAGAGAAUGGAUUUCUAUGGGAUACCCAUACAAUGCAAUACUUAUGGCAGUAAAAAAGUAAUUAGAGCUACAUGGAAAAUGGGAAUUUGAAAAAGAACAUUUCAGAAGAAUAUAUUUAUUUAAAGUUUAAGGCAUGCAAAAUAAUAUAUGUUGUUUAUGGGAACACAUGUAGUAGAAGACUACAUGGAAGGAAAUGAAAAGCAUCAAAUACCAGGGAGAAUUUCCUCAGGGAAGAAAAGUUGAAAUGUCCUAUCUUAAACUGUGUGAUGUGAAUACAGGUGUUGAUUGUAAUCCAGUCUACACUUUUUUAUGCCUAAGUAUUUCAUAAUAAUGUUUAAAAGAUCAGCCUUAAACUGACACGUUAUGCUGCAAAGGGCAAAAUGCAUCUCAAGCCCUGUUCUGCGUUCCUAACCAGCAUCACCAUCCUAUCCCUCCACCCAAUCAGUGGACUUCCAGUGCAAUCCACGAUGCCUACUACCCCGUGUGUCUGGAAAAUCAGAAGUACCAGGAUGAUGGAAUAAAACCCAAGAAGGCAAAAAAAAGAUCAGGCUUUAGGACCCAGGAAACGAGAAAUUUGUUGGUGAGAGUUAGUGGUUAGGGGGUCCUCCUCUGAUGGGGGGGUAAACUGGAGUGAGACAUCUGUUUCCAUGGCACUGUGGUCGCUCAAGGAGCAGGAAGUUAAGAAUUUAAAAAGAUUUUAGAGCAUUACAUCUUUAAUCUAUUACAAACCAAUUAUUUUUUAUAUCUUUAGAUAGCUAAUUAUUACCAUUGAAAAGGCAAUGAUCAUCUUUAUUUGAAGUUUGUGCCCUUUUUAUAACAGUACCAGUAAAAAUCUGAGUCAUGGAAAAGAGCAGGUCAGGUGUCCCUAAUAACAGUUUACCCCAGCUUCAUCUGUGUGAGGGCUUUACUUCUGAUGCCCAAGUCUCCUAUGUGUGGAUUUAAAGUCAUGUGUAUUAUUUGGGUUUGUUUGUGAUUGAAUUACACAGUAUAGUUCAUGGAAAAUUUAAGUGCAGCAAGAAAAGAAAAUGUCCAGCUUCCUGUCUUAAAACAAUUUGCUUUAUUGGCAUCUGGUCAAAUGUUUGUCGUUGGUCCAGAUUCUCUUCAGGGUUUCAGGAUACUCACAUUGACACUUUUUUUUUUUUUUUCAGUGUUCCAAGAUGGUUUCGUUUCAAUAGUCAAAUUAGUGUUUCUUUCUAACAACAAAAUUUAGAAGAAUGGCUUCUAAUUUUUUACUCCUUUAUGACAAAGAAAGUGUAUUUCUAAGCUUAAUUCUGACUGCCCCAAUUUUGCUUGAAAAAUGUUUAAUUCUGUGUUAUUUCUAAUGUAUAAAACAGGUUUUUAAAAUAAUGUAUAGGUUUUCCACUUUGGAAAAAUAAUUAUUGAAUUUAUAGAAACACCAAGCUUGAGUGUAUGUUUAAUUUAUCUUAAUCAGGAGAAAGCUGCAGAAAAGUUGCUAUAAAGAUAGAAUGAAGUUAUUUCCCUGGCCUGUUGUUACUUAAAUUUCUGAAGGUGAGGUUGUUAGAGUUUUGGUUCGUUUUGUCAUGUUUCCCUGAGUCCUCCUGUUAAAGAUGAGCACACACCAAAACACCCUUUGAAAUUAUAGAUGGGUUGAAUUUGCAGGUCCACAUGGAAAUUCUAAUGCUCCAAGUCGAUUUGCUUUCCUUCCUUCAGUUUUCAUUAUAACAGUUGUGUGCUUGGUUAGGCUUUUUACCUACUAUCUAUGUCAAAUAUACCCCGGUAGCCUAUAUCUUCUAGGGCUCACUUUUGGGGAAAAGAAUUCAUUCUAGCAAAUUUAGGCAGAAAGAGUUGUUACAAGGUUUUAAAUGGGUUACAAAUUAUUGAGAAAUUUGUAGACUCCUCUUUCAAGACCCAGUGGUAAACAUUUCUGGAAAGAUGGUUAAAAUGACACACUUAAGGUACCACACACAAAGCCCAAAGAAAUGAAAAGAACGAAAAAUAGAGUUCAUCUAUGCUGAAAUCAGGGAACGGAUUAAACCCCAGGUAAAUUAUUUCAAAGGCUAUCCAUCAAGUACAACACAUUUUGGACCAACUUUUUAAGUUGGUUAAUUCCAUGAAUUCCAGGAAAUUCAACAUCUGCUCUGCUUCAGAACACAUAUGAUGUGGUAAGACUCCAUCAAUUUUAAGACUAUUAACUUAAAAAAAACACUUUUUUUGG